AAGAAUGCUGGUUAGCGAGCGGAAUACAGUGUGAGAUCGGAGCCCAAUGGAUAAAGAGCUAUCACACCGACAAGUUUCUCUUAUCGCUUUCCCUCGAAAUCUCUAAGCUUCGCUGAUAAUACUUCCGACCGGAAGUAUUCGCGAUCUCGCGCCGAAUCGCUACCAAUCGGAUAGUCCUUGUGAUAGCAAUGAGUUUCAAUCCCUUGAGAUGGAAAACGAGAACGAUUUUGCACAGUAUUCUAGGCGUAUUGCUUCUUUACACGCUAUUUGUUUAUAAGAAGAAACAUCAAGUGAUGUUCGAAGGCACCAUAAAUAACUCGGAUCCCAAACUCGUGUGGGAAUUCGUAGCUGAUUUUAGCAACAUGAAAAAACUGAAUCCAACGAUUGAGGAUUUUAGCGUGAUCGACGAAGGCGGGAAUUACGAUCACUGGAAAUACUCGGUGCGAUACACGGAGCAUUUAAGUCAUCUGCCGAUGAUCCGUAAUGUAGCGCACGGGCACUAUGCCGUCAAGCCGGAUGACAAUGGCUACGUCAUCAGUUCCAGACAUUUGACUUGCUUCUUCUCCAAUUUCGGUUGUUUGGAGUCUAUUUCGCAAUUCAGAUUCGAUGCGGAUGGUAUGAAGGACACAAAAUGUAUCGAAACCGUGCAAUACGAAUGCCCGAUCGCAUUUUCGCCGCUGUGUCGCAGAGAAGUCAUGUAUCAACGACAAGAAAUUCUGAAGAGGCUGAAAUUGGAGUUUGCUGUCACUAACAGGAAGGAAAAUUAAAAACAUUACUGCGCACGAAAUGUUAUGCAUGUUACUUACAGUUUAUGGAAUUCUCUUUUUUUAAUAAAAUAAUGCGUUAUUUUUAAUUGUA
This is a messenger RNA of Pogonomyrmex barbatus (red harvester ant), 858 nucleotides long. RefSeq lists its product as uncharacterized. Lineage: Eukaryota; Metazoa; Arthropoda; Insecta; Hymenoptera; Formicidae. The record is from RefSeq and is a predicted model, not a curated record.